AUGGUUUUAGCACAGAACAAAGGCCGUCGCGAGACGCUCACGGUCGUGGACAACAGGACAAACCAGACCUACGAGAUCCCCAUUACUCACAAUUCCAUCCCAGCGACGGAAUUCAAGAAGAUCAAAGCCGAGCAAGGCAAUGAUCGCCCAGAAGAUGAGACUACGCAGGGUCUCAGGGUGUUUGAUCCCGCGUACAUGAACACUGCUGUUGUGCAGAGCAAAAUCACAUACAUCAACGGCCUAGACGGCGUCCUUCGGUACCGCGGAUAUCCGAUUGAGCAGUUAGUCGAGAAGAGCAACUUUCUCGAGUCAGCGUAUCUUCUCAUCUACGGAGACCUCCCUACCAAGGCGCAGUAUGAUGAGUGGCAGGGAGAGGUGAUGCAUCACACGUAUAUCCAUAGCGAUAUCGAGAACAUGUUCAAGUCGUUCCGCUACGACUCUCAUCCCAUGUCCAUGUUGAGCGCGGCGUUUGCGACACUCGGAGCUUUUGCUCCGGAGGCCAAUCCCUCGCUUGCGGGACAGAAACUCUACACCAACGCUGCGUCGGGUAAUAUGGAGUCCCUCAAGAUGCUGGACAAGCAGAUUCUUCGAAUCCUCGGAAAGGCUCCUACUUUGGCGGCUGCGUCGUACAGAAUGCGACAAGGCCGACCGUUCAACCGCCCUGCACAAGGCUUGUCGUACACUGGAAACUUCCUGUAUCUCCUGGAUAACCUAUCUGAGCCCGAAUACCAACCUCAUCCUGUUCUCGCCAAGGCCUUGGACAAGCUCUUCAUUCUCCACGCCGACCACGAAGUCAACUGCUCCACUGCCACGGUCCUCCAAGUUGGAAGUUCUCUAGUCGAUCCCUAUAGUGUCGUUGCUGCAGGAUGCGCAGCACUUUACGGCCCAUCCCACGGAGGAGCUUCCGAGUCAGCCAUCAGAAUGCUCAUCGAGAUCGGAUCCCCCGAGAACGUCCCCGCCUUCAUGCAAGCCGUCGAGAGAAGGGAACGCGUCCUCGUAGGCUUCGGCCACCGCGUCUACAAAAACGUCGAUCCCCGCUCAACAGCCAUCCGCAAGCUCGCCGAAGAAGUCUUCGAAGUCACCGGCCGCAACAAGCUCCUCGACACAGCCCUCACGCUCGCCGACUACGCGCGCAAGAGCGAAUUCAUGCGCAGCAGGAACUUGUACCCCAAUGUGGACUUUUACUCUGGUCUGAUCUACCAGGCCAUGGGAUUCCCGCUUGAUUUCUAUCCCGUUUUGUUUGCGGUCCCGCGAUGUGUUGGUUGGUUGGCGCACUGGAGACAGAUGAUGCUGAACAAGUCGGGUGUCAAGAUCUGGAGGCCGAGACAGCUUUAUGUUGGGGAGGGUGAGAGGGAGUACAUUGAUACUGAGGAUCGAAAGGAGAAGCCUGAUGCUACGGUUUUUGACGCUCCUGUCAAGGUUGAGCAUGGAGGAGAGAAGCAGAGAGCUGUUCUUGCUGCUCGUGCGGGGCUGAAGAGCAAGCUGUAA
Molecule: messenger RNA, 1488 nt
Organism: Fusarium tjaetaba
Lineage: Eukaryota; Fungi; Ascomycota; Sordariomycetes; Hypocreales; Nectriaceae
Product: citrate synthase
Exons: 1
Coding region: 1-1488 (495 amino acids)
Biological process (GO): tricarboxylic acid cycle
Molecular function (GO): acyltransferase activity, acyl groups converted into alkyl on transfer
Source: RefSeq, a predicted model, not a curated record